Molecule: messenger RNA, 251 nt
Organism: Dentiscutata erythropus
Lineage: Eukaryota; Fungi; Glomeromycota; Glomeromycetes; Diversisporales; Gigasporaceae
Source: the annotation of a GenBank genome assembly
AAACCGAUUCAUAUCCUAUUGCUGAGAGAUCAUAUCCAAUUGCUGAGGGAGAAACCGAUUCAUAUCCUAUUGCUGAGAGAUCAUAUCCAAUUGCUGAGGGAGAAACCGAUUCAUAUCCAAUUGCUGAGAGAUCAUAUCCAAUUGCUGAGGGAUAUCCAAUUGCUGAGGGAUAUCCAAUUGCUGAGAGAUCAUAUCCAAUUGCUGAGGGAUAUCCAAUUGCCGAGGGAUAUCCAAUUGCUGAGAGAAAAUAA